Molecule: messenger RNA, 508 nt
Organism: Staurois parvus
Lineage: Eukaryota; Metazoa; Chordata; Amphibia; Anura; Ranidae
Source: the annotation of a GenBank genome assembly
GGCCUGUAAUCUGCCAUGGGCCGUCACGCUGCUGCUGGGUCCACAGUGUGACAUGGGUCCCUGUACCGCCUCUCAUUGCUCGAACUCUGCCAUGUGCCACUCAGGUCUCCUCACACUCCUGCUGGUGCUGCCAGGCCCCAAAUUUGCCAUGGGCCCCCGUACCGCCUCGUCACGCUGCUGCUGGGUCCACAGUGUGACAUGGGUCCCUGUACCGCCUCCCAUUGCUCCCACUCUGCCAUGUGCCACUUUGAGGUUUCCUCACACUCCUGCUGGUUUCCAUUUUGUCAUAGGUUGCUGUAUGGCCUCCCAUUGCUGCUGCCUCCACCGCCACACUGUGGCUCCAAACACUGGUUUUGGCCCCGUGACUGGCCAAAUGAGUGAAGUGUGCGUUGAUUCUAAGAUCGACGGCACUCAUCUGCAUGUCAUACUGACUGACAGUAUUAUUUCUCUUCCCCAGCAGACUCCAAGGGCAUUUAAAUUAAAGGUACAGUGUUCUGCACUAAUAUUA